Tupaia belangeri chinensis (Chinese tree shrew) is the source of this 3138-nucleotide messenger RNA. It is a transcript of the gene AIF1L, whose product is annotated as allograft inflammatory factor 1 like. NCBI's taxonomy places the organism in Eukaryota, Metazoa, Chordata, Mammalia, Scandentia, Tupaiidae. Gene Ontology annotation, cellular component: ruffle membrane; actin filament. Gene Ontology annotation, biological process: ruffle assembly; actin filament bundle assembly. Gene Ontology annotation, molecular function: calcium ion binding; actin filament binding. The record is from RefSeq and is a predicted model, not a curated record. The transcript is spliced from 6 exons. Bases 1 to 429 code for a protein of 142 amino acids.
AUGGAAGGAGGGAAGGCGUUCGGCUUGCUCAAAGCCCGGCAGGAGAGGAGGCUGGCCGAGAUCAACCGGGAGUUUCUCUGUGACCAGAAGUACAGUGAUGAAGAGAACCUGCCAGAAAAGCUCGCUGCCUUCAAAGAGAAGUACAUGGAGUUUGACCUGAACAACGAAGGCGAGAUCGACCUGAUGUCUUUAAAGAGGAUGAUGGAGAAGCUUGGAGUCCCCAAGACCCACCUAGAGAUGAAGAAGAUGAUCUCCGAGGUGACAGGUGGGGUCAGUGACACCAUCUCCUACCGAGACUUUGUGAAUAUGAUGCUGGGGAGACGGUCUGCUGUGCUCAAGCUGGUCAUGAUGUUUGAAGGAAAAGCCAACGAGAGCAACCCCAAGCCAGCUGGCCCUCCUCCAGAGAGAGACAUCGCUAGCCUGCCCUGAGGGCCCCACCUGGACUUCCCUGGCCCCGCCCCUGCUGCUCCCUCCUGAUCUUGAUGCCCCUCCCCAUUCAUCGUGAUUCGUCUUAUUUGUUGGUUAGGUUGUUGUAGGUUUGUUUAUUUCAUCAGCAGAAUCGGUGAUCUCUUUGUGAAGCACAAAUUGUCUGCCUUAAAGGGGCUCAGGGUCAGGCAGUCCUGAGCCUCGGGUUCCCUUUCUCUCUUUCUCCUCACUACCCCCCAUGCAGAAGGGUUGACAUCAAACAAAAGCUGGAGGGAUGGGGUCAAGAGAGGCUGGACACCUGUUCCCAAUGCUUAGAACCAGCACUGUCCAUCCUUCCAGGAAUCCAAGCCCAGUUCAGUCCCGCUGGCCUGGCACUGGCGAGGGCCCCAGCCCACUUUCAGAAGAUCCUGGAGUAGGGACGAGGCUGCGGAGCUUCAUUAGUCUUUCCUUGGACGACUCUGGUCCAAGCACUCUGGGGUGGUCCAGGAUGUGGCACUCAGUGCCCCACCAUGCCAGCCAACCCCCUUAGUCCCUACCUCUCCUCAUCCUCACAAUGGGACACAAGGUGGGAAGGAAAGGAGCUGAGUAACUUGAACCCUUUAAGAGGGCACUGGAAGGAACCCCUGACCACACCAUUAUAGACGGCUCCGAGGAAGGGUGCAGCCCCACCGUCUUACUGAGGCUGAGAAAGGCUUUGGAGGUUGAGGUGAGGCCCAGGGCCUUGGGCUUCAGCUCAGUGCAGCCCUGCCUUUUAGGGAGGGUAUGAGGGCACCGACUUGGGAGGAUGAGAAUACAAUGCUCAUGGCAAAAAGGCAGCAUCGCUGUUGAGCCAAGAGCUGAGCAAAAUAGGAGGUUGCCUUUCUGAUCCCGGUCUGCUUGAAACCUGUGCUUACCUCGUCUGCCUUCCCACUCUCAUGCCAUUUGUCCAUCCAUUCAUUCACUUGUUCACUCAACAGGUAUUUAUUGACCACCUACUAUGAGCUUUAAGUCCUGCCUCUGUUGUGACACUUGCCGCAUCCACUGUGUAACUCUCCUUUCCAAUUCGCUCAAAAUUCGAGCUUGGGAUUGGACCGGCCUCACCUGUGUCCUCUCUCACAUAUUUCAGAGCCUUAAUCCGCCCUGUAGGUGAGCUGGGCCAGUCCUGUCUUUCUCAGAUGAGGGAACUGGUGGCCCACAGGGAUUAAGUGCCUGCCCGAGGUCAGGAGUGAGUCUGGAGACGGGCAUCUGGACUGGAGCCCGUGCUCAGGUCCUGGGCCCUCACUUCAUCUCCGCCUUGGACUGCCUGGGUCAGUGAUGGAAACAGGCAGGGACCAUCUCCUGGGGCAACCCUGGGGGAAGGGUUCAUGCGCAUUGAAGAGCCUGUGCCGAGACUCACCAUCCCCAGUGUCUCCAAGCCUGCAUUAGGGUCCGGGCCAGGACCAGGCUUGCCCCUGCAGUUCUACCUUCCCUAUUGCUUCUUGGCCAAGCUUCCAAGAGCCACUUCUCAGCACUCAGGCUGGAAGAUGUCAACCUGGGCCCCAUCUUGGCUGAACUGGGACCUCAGUCUUAAUCCUGCCUAGGCCUGGGAGUCCCUUACUCUGCCUGCUUGGACUUUGACACGCUAUUCACUGAACAUAUUUAUUAUGCAUCUGCUGUAAGCCUAGAGUUAAGAACCCAGCAGUGAAAUGGACAUUCUCAUGGAAUUUAGAGUCUAGUGAGGAAAUCAAUGACAACGAGAUGAAUGUCAGGAAAGGGUGUUAGGUGAUUGCCCUGCAGUCCUGGGGGCCCUGCCUGUGCCAGAGUCUUGAAGCCUUUGAGAAACUUUCGGUGGAAAGGACUGGGGCCUGUUGAAGGCUGGAGCCAGCGUGAGCCCUGAUCAAGGCUCUACAACAGCUUGAGGGAGUGAAGCAACUCAGGCAGCAGGAAAUAACCAGGCUGGGUUAAUGUGGUCUCAACCAGCUCAGCAGCAAGAUUAUUUGGCCAUGACUGGUUGAUCUUCAGCCUAAAGAACUGUUUCAAGUACAUGGGUCUAGUUGAAGUUUAAACCCCAGCAAAACAUUCCUCCCUGUCAAUGUAAAAUCUUGCUCCUUUGUCUCCCUCCCAUCUCCAGGACCCUUAGGUAAUUGGCAGUCAUCUGUCCCCACUCACUGCUCUGGGACAGGCUGAGACCUCUGAGGAUAAGACCUUCCUUCACUAGUCAACACACGUGCUUGUCCCUCGCUUGGGGAGCACAGACCCGGCCAGGCUUAUUUCAGUGGGUUCCAGUUUACUAGACUGCAGGAAGCUUCCUUCAGGGAGAGCAAGGAGGUGUGUCCCCAGCUUCUGGGAAAGGCAAGAAAGUGGGUUCUCACUGGAUCAGGGUGCCUGGGAAACCCCAUUUUUCACUUCACCAUUUCUUAUAACUCAACCCUUGAGGGAAGAGGGUCCUAAGAGUGGUCCUUGAAAAGGGCAGGGGGUCUGUAUGUAUUUCAGGUUGUGGCCAUUGGCUCUAGGGCUUAUUUCUCUUUCCUAAAGACUUAGCUUCUUGGGACUUCCACUGUCUUCUUUCUGAAAGACCAAAUCUAACUAAUGUAACCAGCAAUGUGGGGACUGCCAAGUAUGGCUUUGUCCUUGUGACUCAAAGGAGUUUGUCGGGCAAAUUUAGGUGGAUGAAGUAUGUGUGUGUGCGUGUGUGAGAGUGUGUGUGGGGUGGGAUAGCAUUCCUACAGAUUGAAAAUAAACCAGACAAACUUA